Messenger RNA from Fomitopsis serialis, 3237 nucleotides. RefSeq names its product CBF/Mak21 family-domain-containing protein. Bases 1 to 3237 code for a protein of 1078 amino acids. Lineage: Eukaryota; Fungi; Basidiomycota; Agaricomycetes; Polyporales; Fomitopsidaceae. The transcript has 9 exons. Gene Ontology annotation, cellular component: nucleus. The record is from RefSeq and is a predicted model, not a curated record.
AUGGCCCGGAUGCGUAAAGACAAGCAUGCGACCAUGAAGUCUGGGUCUCUCUCGUAUGACGACACGCAGGUCGCCGCGGCAAAGGAGAGACGACCGAAGGAUGGGAAGGUUGAGCUCGUGACGGAUUAUCAGGCAGAAGAUCCUGCGCUCGUUAAGGACGUCUCGUCCUUCCUCUCGGAACUGAAGUCACCCAGCGGCGCUGGCGUUGCAGAACCAUCGGCCAAGAAGAAGUCUAAGACGAAGGACACGCCUACGAAGGAUUCGCGACAAAAGAAUGUGUCCGAGACGGCUCGACCGCGGACAGACGCGAAGGUCCCGCACCACAAGAAGCAGAAGGGCCCCACUAACGUCGCUGCGACAGCCUCGUCCAAGCGCGGCAAGUUCACCGUCGAUCCCAACCCGCAAUGGUACACGUCUGUGCCAGCUCUUCCUCCCAGCACUUCACUAGCGCAGCCCACGGCCCAGCAGCUCGCCUCGCUCAGCGCGCGUGCACAGAAGGCGCUGCAGGCCGACGCAGAGCUCUACGCGUCGUCUUCGCUCUCGAGCGGCGAUGCGAGCUUCAUGCAGACGAUUUUGAAGAGCGGGACGCUGAGUGAUAGGUUGAGCGCUCUGACGCUGAUGGUGCAGGGAAGCCCGGUGCACAACGUGAAGGCGCUGGAGGGUCUGAAGAGCAUGAUGGAGCGCGGGAAGGGCAAGGGGCGCGAGGAGGGUCUGAAGGCGGUGCGGUGCGUGGUGGAUUGGUGGGUCGGCGGCGGCGGACCCGGGCGGAAGCUCAAGUACUUCCGCGACCAGCCGCUCCUGCACCCCUCCGCGACCGACGCGCACCUCGUGCUCUGGCACUUCGAAGACUGGCUCAAGAAGUACUUCUUCUCCGUGCUGCAGGUGCUCGAGACGUACUCGCUCGACCCGCUCGCGUACGUGCGCACGCAGUCGCUCGCGUUCCUCACCGCGCUCCUCAAGGAGCAGCCCGAGCAGGAGCAGAACCUCCUCCGGCUGCUCGCCAACAAGCUCGGCGACACGGAGAAGGCGAUCUGCUCGCGCGCGAGCUACCACCUGCUGCAGGUCCUCCAGGCGCACCCCGCCAUGAAGGCGGUCGUCGUGCGCGAGGUGAAGGCGCUCGUCUUCCGGCCGCUCGCGUCGUCGGCAGCCGCGGCGAACGCGUCGGCGGCGGCGCACGAGGAGAAGCGCACGCAUAUACGCUUCGGCGACGAGGAGGAGACGACGGCCAAGACGGGCAAGUCCGCGCCUGGGAAGAAGGAGCAGGGGAAGGGAAGGGAGAGCGCGAAGGAGCGGCUGGAGCGCUGGAACUCGCACGCGUGGUACUACGCCGCUGUGACCCUCAACCAGGCCGUGCUCACGCCGACGGAGGCGGACAGGGCGGUGGCGCGGACGUUGCUGGGCGUGUACUUUGAGAUGUUCGAGGAGAUUUUGGGGGCGGGCCGGGAGAAGGGCAAGGAGAGGGAGGGUGACGACGAGGGAGGCGAUGUCGGAGGAGGGAAGGGUGAGAAAGGCGGCAAGGAGGCUGGGAAGAGGCCGGACAAGGGGAAGGGAAAGGAGAAGGAGGUGCGCGGCGCGGCGGGGUUCGCAGAGGUGGAAGACGCGACGUCGAGGCUGCUCAGUGCCGUGUUGACCGGUGUCAACCGCGCGCUGCCGUUCGCGAAAGUAGACGUCGCGGGGGACGACGUGUUCCAGAAGCACAUCGACACGCUGUUCCUCAUCACGCAUACAUCGACAUUCAACAUCUCGCUGCAAGCGCUGCUGCUCAUCUUCCAGAUCACCGCGUCGCUCGCCUCCCACCCAUCCUCAUCGACUGCCUCUGCCUUCGCCACCGCGCUUCAGGACCGCUUCUACCGCACCCUUUACGCUUCGCUCGUGGACUCGCGUCUCGGAGAGUCCAACAAGCAGGCGAUGUAUCUCAACCUCCUGUUCAAGGCGCUCAAGGCGGACAAGAACAUCGAGCGGGCGAAGGCGUUCGUGCGCCGGUUCGUGCAGGUGCUGGUCGCUGGGAUCGGUGGCGGUGGUGGAGCGGAGUUCGUCGCUGGGGGGCUGUACCUAUUGGGCGAACUCUUCCAGACGACACCUGCGCUCAAAGAGCUGUUGGAUGACACGAAGGGGAAGGGGAAGGCCCCUGCUCAGGCUGGGGAGGAGAGCGAGUACGACCCGAGAAAACGGGACCCGCAGUUUGCGCAUGCUAGUGCAUCGCCGAUGUAUGAACUGCUUCCUCUACUGCAUCACUACCAUCCGACCAUCUCUCUCCACGCCCGACAACUUUUCACCUCCGCGCCAUUGACCGCUGCCCCCGACCUCGCCCUAAAUACACUGAGCCACUUCUUGGACCGAUUCGUAUACAAGAACCCCAAACAGCCACGGACAAAAGGCCCGAGCGCUAUGCAACCCGCGGCCAGCGCCGCGGAUGGGACAGGAGUGAAGAUGACUAAAGGUGAGGUUGUGGACGAGGGCGGGAUGGUGGUGAACGAAGAGGGUUGGUGGCGGAAGAAAGUUGAAGACGUCCCAGCGGACCAGAUUUUCUUUCACAAAUAUUUUACACAAAAGAAACAAAGAGAAGAAGAGAAGGCGACGAAGGUGUCAAGGAGAAGAGCGCGCGGCGACGCGUUCGAUACAGACGAGGACGAGGAGAACGAGGAGGAGGAUAUUGUGUCCGAGCCCGAGGAGUCGCCCGAGGGCGAGGACGAACAUGAGGCGGAGAGCGAUAAGGGCGAAGCGGAGAUCUGGAAGGCGAUGAAGGCUUCCCUGCCGGCAGAGCUGCAGGACGAUGACCUCAUCGAUGACAGCGACGACGACGAAGACGAGAUCCCAUCGGGCCUGGACGACGAUGACGACAGCGCCGCCGAUGGCGAAGGUCUCGAUGGCAACACCGCCGAUGCCGCGCUAGGCGACUCGGGCGCCUCUUCAGACGAGGGCGAGCAGGACCUCGAGGACCGUGACGACGACUCUGCCGCCGACGAGGACGCGUUUUCGCUCGUGGAGGCGUCCGAUGCGGAGGAUCUAAUCCCGCUUGACGCCGACAUGGGUCUCGUUGAGUACGAUGGCUCGGACGCGUCUGACCAGGAGGAGGAAGAAUGGGGCGGUAUAGACGCGGACCAGUCGGCCAAGAAACGAAAGAGGACAGAGGAAGACAGUAAGAAGGGCAGGAAAAAGAAGCUGCGCCUACCAACAUUCGCGAGCUACGAAGACUACGCGCGGAUGAUCGAGGAUGGGCCGGAGGACAACUUGUAG